UCUUCCUUUCUUUCUCUCUUAAUGUUUCUGAAUCAAAGCCAACGACACUUGAAGCAAAGAGCUCGAAAUCCUUCCCUUUCUCUCUCUGUCUCUCUCUCUCAUAUCUUUCGACAUUCCUUCUUUUUUUUGACAGCUGCCCCCUUCUUGAAAAAGCUUUUUUGAUCUUCUUUUUCUAGUGUUUUAGACUGUUUCUUUCUUCUGUGAAAACCAGAAGAAGAAGAAGCAGAAUCUUUGAUUGUCGCUUUCGUUGCUUUCUUUGAUGAAUUCAAGGCAACAAGUUUGGGACUUACCGAAAAAGAAAAGAUAGAGGGUACUCACCAAAUCAAAUUUCUUUUCCGAUCUUUUUCUCACUUUGCUCUCUCUAUCUCAUUUAAAAAACUUUCCAUUCUUUGAAGAGAGAUCUUCAAAAUUUGGUUCAUUUCUCUAAAUUUCAAUGAGAUCUUUACCCUUAUUUCUUGUAUAGAAUUGUAUCCAAAAUAUAAACUUUUGGUGCCAAAAUACUUGAGAGUCUUGUAAACGGGUCACCAUAUUUGAGCUUUGAGGCCAUAUUCUAAUGAGAACAAAAAAAUAUACAAGGUGAAAACUACAAUGUCAUGGCAACAACACCAAAACGUGGAGGUAAAAGGUAAAAGGGCAUGUAAGAUUAGGAAACGAGGUUGUUCUUCAUCUUCAUCAUCAUCUUUGAUCCAAAAAUACAGAUUCAAGCGUGCAAUUUUGGUGGGAAAAAGAGCAGGAUCAACUACCCCUGUUCCUACAUGGAAAUCAGCAUCAACCAAGUCACCUUCUUUAGCAAUGCCAUGUGCUGAAUUUCCCACCAAGGGUUCACCCAAGACUGUUAACAAAACCAAAGAAGCCUCAGUCUCUGCUAGAAAACUUGCUGCCACUUUGUGGGAGAUUAAUACAAUCCCUUCCCCACAAGCUAAGGAAGAGUUGGAGAAGAAAGAUAAGAGGAGAAGAGCGCCUAGAGUUGCAAAAAUGGCUCAUACUUUGCCACCGAAUUUGUCUGAUCCGUCUUAUAGUCCUAUUUCAGAGAAGAUGGAUCGAGUCAGAACCAAAUCUCAUAGGAGAAGAGCCUCAGUUGUUUCUCAAAAGCUUCAAGUAUCUAAUUAUAAGUUGGGGAGCUUGGGCUCUGUUGGCAAUGCUAGUGUGAUGGAGAUUGAAACUCAUUCUAGAGGUAAAAAUCAUACUGGAUGUGUAGUUGGAAUUAGAACUCGUUUAAAGGAUGUCAGUAAUGGCCUAGCCACUUCUAAAGAACUCCUAAAAGUUUUGAAUCGGAUUUGCGGUCUUGAAGAGCAACAUUCAUCAAGCAUGUCCCUUGUCUCUGCCCUACGUGUUGAGCUUGAUAGAGCUCGCAUCCAAGUUGAUCAAUUGAUCCGAGAGCAACGAUCUAAUCACAAUGAAAUUGAAUACCUCAUGAGGCAUUUUGCAGAAGAAAAGGCGGCUUGGAGGAGAAAGGAGCGUGAGAGAAUUCGUGAUGCCAUAGCAUGCAUAGCAGAAGAGCUUGAGGUAGAGAAGAAACUCAGGAGGCAAACAGAGAGAUUAAACAAGAAGCUUGGAAAAGAAUUGGCUGAUACAAAGGAAUCUCUGUCAAAGGCCACAAAAGAGCUUGAGAGUGAGAAGAGGGCAAAAGAAAUAUUGGAGCAAGUUUGUGAUGAGUUGGCAAGAGGUAUUGGGGAAGAUAGAGCCACGGUAGAAGAACUGAAAAGAGAAUCAGCUAAAGUAAGGGAAGAGGUGGAGAAGGAAAGAGAAAUGCUUCAGUUUGCUGAUGUAUUACGAGAGGAGAGAGUCCAGAUGAAGCUUUCUGAGGCUAAAUAUCAUUUCGAGGAGAAGAAUGCAGUUGUUGAAAAGCUGAGAAAUGAACUUGAGGCCUACCUAGGAACCAAAAUAAAUGAAGAAAAUGGUGAUGGUUCUCCAAAUCUGCAGAGUAUCAAAGAGCUUGAAGCUUAUUUGAAGAAUAUUGACUUUGGAUCCUGUCAAGCAGUAGAUAAAGAUGUGGAAAAAAGUGAAGUUGCGGAUGGAGAAGAGUGUGAAGCAGAUGACUCAGCUGAUAGUGAUCUUCACUCCAUUGAAUUAAAUAUGGACAACAAUGACAGGAGCUACAAGUGGAGUUAUGCUUGUGGAAAUGAUGUUGAAGGUGAAUCAAAGGGGAUUUCUGUUGAAAAAGAAAAUAAGGGGCAGAAAUCUAUCUCCGAGAAAAUUUCAUGGGGAAGUGUUUGCUUAGAAAGAGGAAGUUCAAAUUCUACAGAUUGGGAUUUUGGCCUUAAAAUCCAGGAAAAGUUAGAUGGGUUUGAGAGGGAUCAGAUAUACAAUUUUGCUUCACAAGUUCAGGCACAGGAUUAUGAAGAUGAAAUUAAAAGAUACAGAUCAGUGAAGAGUCUUAGAGAUCACAUAUUAUCAAGUAAUAAAAUUGCACCCAUCCAAAGCUUUUCCAGUCCAACCCGGCAGUGGAGUCAGUCCAUGUGCUUUCAGGAGCCUAGUAGCACAGGCUCUCCAGUGUUGAAGGGGGACGUUUUGAAGCCUAAGCUGGUUGGCACAAGAGGUGAAUGCCGAACUUCAACAAGCUAAGAGAGAAGAAACUUCUUCUGGUUACUUUUUCUUUGCUUAUCUGACUAAUGCUUUGUUGCAUUUUCUUGAAAUUCAAACAUUCUCACUGGCUAAUUUGUUUAUGUUGAUCAAUUGCCAAACUCCAAAAAGCGAGAUUGUAAAUAGACUCUUAGGCUGUAUGAAUUUGGUAUAAUUUAUGGAUACAAAUUGUGCUUUGAGUACACACAGUUUGGCAGAAUA
This is a messenger RNA of Theobroma umbraticum, 2784 nucleotides long. Its product is annotated as trichohyalin-like protein. The record is from RefSeq and is a predicted model, not a curated record. Lineage: Eukaryota; Viridiplantae; Streptophyta; Magnoliopsida; Malvales; Malvaceae.